AUGAUGAGACGCUGUGCUUCUGGCCAGCUGUGCUUCUGUCUUCGACGACGAAUCCGAGGGUUCCGGAAGGCCAGCAUGGAAGUUGAACUCGACAAGUGCCCUCCCUGGAACAAAAAUGGAAGUAGACAACCCCCUGUUUGUGGAGGAAAAUAUGUUUGUUGCAGGGAGGAUGCCUCGUACUGUGACCUUGGGCAGGUGAUCACGAUGUUUGGGUCCGGUCAAGUGGCUGGAGGGCCUGCUCGACAGGCUAACAGGCUACAUGUGGUCAUGAGCUGCUUCACACCCGUGCAACCCGUGCCUCAUGCAGUAUACUUCCCUCAAGAAGUGACAAGCAUUGCACAGGUGAUCGGUUCAAGCAACAGCCAGCUAGCUGCACCAGAGCUCAAGAAGCAAUUGAACAGAUUUACAGCUCGCAAGAAAUUGUGUUUGCAGAUCAUGUGCCCGCCCAAGCUUUACAACAUCAAUAGCCUAUAUAAGAGAGACUGGACAAUUCAAGCGGACUCCCGGAAGGCAGAUGCUCAAUAUCAAUCCCAAUCUCGAAUCUCUUAG
Durusdinium trenchii is the source of this 549-nucleotide messenger RNA. Lineage: Eukaryota; Dinophyceae; Suessiales; Symbiodiniaceae. The record is from the annotation of a GenBank genome assembly.